This is a messenger RNA of Plectropomus leopardus (leopard coralgrouper), 6018 nucleotides long. The record is from RefSeq and is a predicted model, not a curated record. Lineage: Eukaryota; Metazoa; Chordata; Actinopteri; Perciformes; Serranidae.
GGUCCGUUAUAGUCGCUGACCGUCUCUCCUGCGGCCACAGUCCACUGAGACUCUCAGUCAGUCAACAUGAGUCGAUGGACGCUGCACAACUUUUUAUUUGUCCUGCUUUUCUGCAGCUCAAGCGGACAGAUCGACCAUUUCAGAAGAUUUUCAGAAACAGCCACCCGCUGGGACCGGCAUCAUUCUAAAAUACUAAGGAUAAAGCCAAAGCAGCCCCAAGUCAGUUCCACACCGAGGUUCACCCUGCUGGCUCCAGAUUUGCUGCGAACAGACAGCCAGGAGAACAUCUACCUACAGGCAAACGGUUUGUCCAAACCCGUCACCGUCUCCAUCUCUGUCCUGGACUUCAGUAAGGCCGUGCUCCUCCAGGACUCCACCAUAUUAAAUCCGGAAAAUGGUUUCCACGUCCUCAAGUCCAUACAGCUUCCCUCAGAUCGUUUGAAUCGAGAAGAGAAAAAGAACAAGUUUGUGUAUCUGAAGGUGAACUUUGAGGGCUACCACACGGAGGAGAGGGCCCUGAUGGUGUCUUUUCACUCCGGAUACAUCUUCAUCCAGACUGACAAGCCCAUCUACAACCCCGGAGACAACGUUCGAUACAGAGCCUUCGUGUCCUCUCCGUCCUUUAAGGCCUUUGACAGCUCCAUCACCAUUGACAUCCAGAAUCCAGAUGAUGUGGUGGUCAAACAGCUCUCCAGGGUCAGAGCGACUGAUGGCAUCUUUUCGGGCGACUUUACUCUCUCUGAAAUCGUCAAUGAAGGAAAAUGGAAAGUGAUUGCAAAGUUUGAUCACUGGCAGCAGAACACAUUCAAGGCCCAGUUUGAGGUGAAGAAACACGUGCUUCCUGCCUUCAAUGUCACCCUGACUCCCAGGAAGUCCUUCCUCAACCUGGAUGACACUGAACUGGAAGUCGAGAUCUCAGCCAGGUACCUGUACGGGGAGCCGGUCCAGGGGACGGCCUACGUGGUGUUUGGAGUGAAGAUCAACCAAGAGAUGAGAAGGCUGCCGUCAGUGAAGCAGGUGUCAGAUCUGGAUGGAGGAGUCGUAAAACUGAGCAUGAACGAGAUCAAGAAAGCUCACCCCAACAUCAGAUCUUUGGUGGGAAACUCUGUGUAUGUGAAGGCCUCUGUGCUCACCAAGACAGGCAGCGAUCUGGUCGAAGCAGAGAAGUCCGGCAUUAAAAUUGUGGAGUCUCCGUAUGUCGUGUCCUUCAGAGACGCACCAAAGUACUACAAGGGAGGCCUGCCCUUGGACUUAACAAUCCAGGUGAGCCACCACGACGGUUCCCCGGCCCGCAACGUCCUUGUCAACGUGACGCUGCUGGACGCCCCCCUGGUCGUCUCCAUGGGCUCCGCCAGAGCCACCAUCAACAUGCCCAGUGUUCAACGGCCACAAGUCAUCACUGCUGAGACGGUGCAGGCAGACCUGAGACCAGAGCAGCAGGCCAAACAGCAGGUCACCGUUCUGCCGUACGUCGCCUUUAACUGGCGCCACCAAAACUACCUUUACAUCUCCACAGGGACCAACACGGCGUCUGUAGGAGACAGACUGUCCCUGAAGCUGAGCAUCAGUGUUGCGGACCCGGCACACAGACCUCACAUUACACACGUCACCUACCUGGUGCUGAAUAAAGGCAAAAUCAUUACUGUUGAGCGUGUGGAUGUGACGGGUCAGCUGAUCACCAGCGUCGGGCUCACGGUCACUCCUGAGAUGAUGCCGUCGUUCCGUUUCGUGGCGUUCUACAGUAUUCCCUGGUCGGGGCGCGAGGAGGUGGUGUCGGACUCUAUCUGGGUGGACGUGGCAGAUUCCUGUGUUGGAGGGCUGAAAGUCGGGCCGGUGGACGGCAAACACCGAGACUACACGCCUGGGAAGAGCUUUAGGUUUGAGGUCAAAGGUGACCCGGGGGCAAAGGUCAGCUUGGUGGCUGUGGACAACUCAGUGUAUCUGCUAAACAAGGACAGACUCACACAGAGGAAGAUUUGGAGCACAGUGGAGCACGGAGACAUCGGCUGCACCCGAGGGGGGGGCAGAGACGCCAGGGCGGUCUUCAGUGAUGCAGGACUGCUCUACACCUCCAGUGCUGGAUUCCAAACCCGAACCAGAAACGCCCUGCAGUGUCCAGGCAGCUCCAGAAGGAGGCGCUCUGCUGAACUGUUGCAGCGUAAAGCCCAGCUGGAGAGUCAUUACAAGGAGAAGCUGCAGCAUCGCUGCUGUAAGGACGGCCUCAGGGACAUCCCCAUGCCGUACUCCUGCACGCGGCGCUCCCUCUACAUCACCGAGGGCCCCGAGUGCAUCCGGGCCUUCCGCUACUGCUGCGCCACUUUAAGGAACCAAGUUUUCGACACCGAGAUCCCCACCACCCCACCACCCACCACGGCUGCCUACACCACCUCCGCUCCACUCAGGCCCACUGUCCCAUACCGACGCCCUGGUUUGGUGGAUGUGUCUCCAUAUGGAAUAAUACCCCUAUCAACGGGCACAUUCAAUUGGGGACGUGAACGUGGGUUACCUGGGCCCCCUGGACCGGGUAUAUUCUAUUCAACGGCAAACAAAGUGGCGCCAGAACAAGAUGUGUUUACUUCACCAGUGAGAGAGGUUGUGGAGGAGGCAUAUGAGUGGGACGACGACGAGGAAGAGGGAGAGUAUAUGGAUGAGUCUGACGUGCAUCUGCGAUUCAGGUUCUUCGAGUCCUGGCUGUGGAAGUAUGUUGACCUGCCCAGCGAGACGGACAGAGACGGGUUUGCUUCAAAGGACGUGGACCAUCCGUUACCCGACAGCAUCACAGAGUGGGGAAUCAUGGCCAUCAGUGCAUCACCUCAUACAGGUUUCUGUGUAGCUGAGCCUUACAACAUCAGAGCGUGGAAGCAUUUCUUCGUGGAUCUGAGGCUGCCGUAUUCAGUGGCGAGGCACGAACAGGUCGUGAUUAAAGCCGUGGUUCAUAACUACGGCUACGACGACCUGCAUGUGAGGGUGGUGCUGUUGAAGACAGAAGGCAUGUGCAGCAUCGCCUUCAAGGACAGACACACACAGGAAGUGACGCUGCCGGCCGGCUCCUCUGUCGCCGUGCCGUACACCAUCAUACCGCUGGUGGUCGGGAAACUUCCUCUGGAGGUGAUGGUUUUGGCCAGAGACUCGAUGGGAGGAGACCGCAUCAAGAAAGACCUACGGGUGGUGCUGGAUGGAGUGCAGAAGACUGAAGUUUGGAGUGUGGUGUUGAACCCGUCUGCUGAGGGAGGAACGCAGACAGUUCGUUUGGGCAAGGUCGAGCUGGAGUCAGUUGUGCCGAACUCAGUGCCGGAAACAUACAUCAAUGUCAGAGGCAAUGUGUUGGCCGACAGCAUCGAUAACUCCAUCAGUGAGGACUCUCUGGGCUCCCUGAUCCGGAUGCCCGGCGGCUGUGUGGAGCAGAACUUGGCCACCAUCACUCUGCCGCUCAUCGCCACGCUCUACCUGGAGCGAACCAACAACUGGGAGAGCGUAGGAGUGCAGCGCAAGGCUGAGGCUCUCCGCUACAUCAGGAGAGGUUAUGAGAACCAGCUGGCGUACAGACGGAGUGACGGCUCGUACCCCCCCUACAGGAGGGAAGGUGCAAGUACAUGGAUUACGGCGUACGUGGUGAAAGUUUUCUCCAUGGCUUACUCCAUCAUUGGCAUCGACAAGCAGCAUGUGUGCGAGCCUCUGCUUUACCUGAUGAACAACAAAUUCCAAGCACUUUUUGGGACCUUCAAGGAGGACAACCCAGUUUACAGCACUACCAUGACUGGCGGUCACCAUGGCGACGACCCUGAGAUAACCUUGACAGCCUUUGUCAUUAUAGCGCUCGGUGGAGCCGCAGCUCCAGGUAUUUAGUGUCCACCAAAUCUUUCACUGUAGUUCCGUUUGAGUAAGACAGCCUUGUACCUGAGGAGAGCAGUAAUGAGGACUGGAAGGAGACCCUACACUGUGGCCAUCGCCUCCUACGCGCUGACUAUGCUGACGAAAUAUCAAAACUUCGACCCAAAAAUAUAUUUACUCAGAGCCGCAGCUCCAGAUGGCACCCACUGGCCCGACAGGCACAACACCUUGUUCACCUUGGAGGCGACUGGCUACGCCCUGCUGGCUCUGGUCAAAUUGGGACACAUGCAGGAAGCCGAAAAGCCGUUUAAUUGGCUGAACAGCCAGCGGAGGCAAGGAGGAGGCUUCGGCUCCACUCAGUCCACCAUGGUGGUGCUCCAGGCGCUGUCAGAGUACCUGAUCAACAAACCUCCUCCUAACGACCUCAGUCUGGACGUGGACGUCAGGAUAACGGGACGCAAGGAAAUCCGCUACCAUUUCAACCCCACCACCGCCUACGCUGCUCGCUCCUCCAGGCUGCCUGCUGGUCUCGAUCUGGAAGUGCACGCUCGAGGGAAUGGAGAGGGAAUACUGGAGGUUGUGACCUAUUACAACCAGCUGCACGAGGUAGAUGAGAAAAAACCCUGCACGCACUUCGAUCUUAACGUCACAAUCGAAGAAUCCAGCGAAAAGCCUCCAGCAGACGUGGAGAAGUCCUACCAGAUCACCAUCAGUGUGAGGGCUUUAGGACCCAGAGAUGUCAGAAUGGUGGUCCUGGAUAUAAGUCUGCCCACCGGCUUCACCCCAGAAAACUCCGACCUGGAGAUGUUGUCCAACUCGGUGGACCAUUACAUCAGUAACUUCCAGGUUGUUGAUAACCUGAGUGACAGAGGCUCUCUGAUCGUCCACCUGUUCAAGGUGUCUCACAAGGAGCCGGAGAUCCUGAUAUUCAGGCUUCAGCAGAACUUCAAAGUCGGCCUCCUGCAGCCAUCUUCAGUCACUGUUUAUGAGUAUUACACCCCUGAUCACCGCUGCAGUCGCACCUACACUCCAAGCGAGGACACAGAGGAGCUCACACAGAUCUGCAGGGACAGCGUCUGCCGCUGCACGCAGGGUGACUGCUGCGUCUCCAAAAACGACACUGAAAACUUCUCCGACGGGGAAAGAGAGACGUUUGCUUGUAAAACUUUCCACCAUGUUUUCAGUGUGAAGGUGCUGAGUGUCAGCCAGAGUUACUACGACAAAUAUGAGAUGGAAAUCACGCAAGUUGUCAAGCUGGGUGUGGAGGCAGGCGUUGAAGAAGGCCAGAAGAGGUUUUUCAUGUCUCAUGGAGGCUGCAGAGAUGGACUCAACCUGAAGGUAGGCUCCAACUACCUCAUCAUGGGCCCCAAAGACGACGUGUGGACCACUGACACCGACAACAACAGAUCAAUCUACAUGUUAGGGAAAGACACCUGGGUGGAACGCUGGCCUACGUCUGCAGAGUGCUCCAGCACCCCCAGCCUUCAAGCUAAAUGCAGGAGCCUUGAGGAAACUACAUAUGAACUGUCUGUUGUGGGCUGCAGGCUUUAGAGCAACGACUGCACACCAUCAUCCUGUCUCAUUUUGAUGCAAAGAUUCAAUAGUGAUUUUAGGGUUAAAGCCUGUGCAAAGGGGACGUAAAAACAGGUUGUGUUUUUACUAUGGAAAAAAGAACUGAGAGUGGAGCUUGUUAUCGAAACAAACCCAUGAUCUUUUUCUCUACUGUCAUGAUAUAAGAAUAAAGAGGAACUAGACACUGCAGUAAUAAAAGUAAACUAAACUGCCUCCCUUAAGGUAUUACAGAUUUUAGAAAAUUGAUUUAAAAAAAUUACAUAUUUCCUUUUUUUAUCUAGGUUGUUUUGGUGUGAGUUGCUGAGUGUUGCAGAUACUCAACAGCAAUGUCUCUUUCCAGAAAUCAUGACCUGGUUACUCAUGGUAAUCAACUGUUAUUAGCAGCUUUAUGUAGAAGUCCAGCCGCCAACAGCAUCACCGCACUGAAGGAUGCUCUCAUCUAUCACAAGCUGACCUAUCACCACUGAGCUAGCUCAAGUUACAGCUUGGACACCACGAAUGUUUUCACCUCGCACUCUUGUCUGUGAGUCGAUGCACCCUUCCUUCUGCACAGUGACACAUUUGGUGGAUAUACAGUAGUUUGGUAGAAAGAAAAUAGUUCCUGCAUGAAACUUA